GAAGGUAGGCAACUGUGUAUAAAAUCAAGGGAAGGUAUCGAAAAUGUGACAUACGAGUUGUCACUCUCUAUGCGUUUAAGAUUAUUCCUAGAUCUUUGAUACGAAGCACGAUGCAAUUAAUUACUAUUACAAUUUUUAUUGUUUUUUGUUGUUACGUUAUGCCAUGUAUAGUGGCAAAAGAAGACAUUUUAUCAUCGGAAGAAAAUCAUUUCUCGAAUUUUGAUCAAUCUGUUAUUCAACCAGAAAAUGAACAAUAUUCAGGUGCUAUAUUAAAUAGGCAAAAGAGAACACUUUUGCUAAAGAAAAAGCUUAUCGGUGCGGGACUUUUGGGUUUUGGAUUAGGUGUAGCAAAAGGAUACAAGAUUGGUUAUAAAACUGCUCCAGAAGUUCAUCAUGUAUAUUUGUCCCCUCCUCCAGCAUCCGUGAAAUACGUAGAAUACGUUGAUAAACCUAUUUUUAUUGAAAGGAUAAUUGAAAGACCUGCUCCGAUUUUUAAACCGGUACAUGUUGAAUAUAAAGAUGCUUCUUCUUAUGGAUGGUAAUAUUAAAAAUCAUUCAUUUGAAGGAAAUCACAUAAAACAGAAAAUAAUAAUUGAAUAAUCCAUCAUAAAGCAGUAAAAGAAAAAUUUUAAAAAUUUAAAAGAUAAUAUGUUAUAUGUAUAUUUAUAUACAUAUAUAUGACAU
Apis mellifera (honey bee) is the source of this 684-nucleotide messenger RNA. RefSeq lists its product as uncharacterized. Lineage: Eukaryota; Metazoa; Arthropoda; Insecta; Hymenoptera; Apidae. The record is from RefSeq and is a predicted model, not a curated record. The transcript has 4 exons. Bases 111 to 542 code for a protein of 143 amino acids.